Messenger RNA from Laccaria bicolor S238N-H82, 1417 nucleotides. RefSeq lists its product as uncharacterized. Gene Ontology annotation, biological process: protein ubiquitination. Gene Ontology annotation, molecular function: ubiquitin protein ligase activity. The transcript has 5 exons. The record is from RefSeq and is a predicted model, not a curated record. The coding region runs from base 1 to 1329 and encodes 442 amino acids. Lineage: Eukaryota; Fungi; Basidiomycota; Agaricomycetes; Agaricales; Hydnangiaceae.
AUGGCGCUAUCUCGGUGCGCUGGACUUGCGCUCGUGCUCAUUCUUAUUUUGCUUACAUUUACCGUGACGGUCAGGGGAAAUAAACGGACUUACGUUGAAGCUCGCGCCAGCACAUCCUCGUCCUCAUUGUCACCCGUACCCAGCGAUCACUUUCCCGCCCCGGCCAAGAAGCCCAAACGUGCAGAAACGAGACAAUGUCCCGUCUGCGAAGAACACAUCCCCCUUCGCUUGUUGCCAAUGCACGCGGCAUUAGAGUCAGAGCGAGUAGAAGAGGUUAUACAGCAGGUUGGGUCUUCGGAUAUUCUAUACGACGAGAUGGAUGAUGCCCCAGGCCCAAGCUCACGCAGUCGCCGUUCUGCGUUGAAAGCUCGCAAGUCACUAACAUCACGGAACGUUCACGAUUCCAUGGAACAAGCGUGUAAAACUAUCCAGAUUAUCAAACGACACAGAAAGCAAAGGCAUGCGAAACUCAAAGAGAUUGCACGGGAGGAAGAAGGAUAUAUGGGCAGAGGUGCUUGGUCGCGAAGCGUCGCUGGUGGGCGUAUUGUGUGCCCCGUGUGUUCCUUAGAGGUUUGUGGCGACCAGGACGUACUGGACGCACAUGUGGACUCGUGCCUGGCAAACGAGACUAGCAGAUUGGAGGAGGUUAGACAGCGUGAACUACAACAACAAAGAGACAUGGAGGAAGAUAUAUGGGACGAAUUGGAUACUGGGGGACAUGUAGGAAAUGUACGAGGCACAGGGUUCCUGACACGCGACCGUCGUGCACAGGAUGUAGAUGAUGAAGUUGAUGUAGAGGGCGACGAUCAAGACACGUUUGGUGAAGCCCAGUUCACAGAAGGGGAUAUCCUCCCGGUCGACAAUCCCCAGGUAAUGGUUCAGGAAGACGUUGAGGUUGAAAUUGAAGGCGACAACGAGGAUGAAGCGUCAAGAAAACUGAAAACGUUGCGUGACCUCGUUGCUGAGGGGAAGGUUGUCUUCCCCGACAGAGUAGAAGACUUGAAAGCUAAAAUGGUUGAAGUCCUGGGGGCUGGGGAAGCAGAUCGGGUGGACCGCGCAGUCCUAACAGCUAAGAAGCGCGGGGACAAGGCUGCGUUGGUAGCUGCACUGGAAAACAAGAUCGAGCAGCUUGAAUCCAUGCGGGUGUCGUCGUCAACGUCACUCUCGUGUCGGAUCUGCUUGGACCCAUACAACGAGCCCACCGUGUCGACAGGAUGCUGGCAUACUUGCUGCCGCGAUUGCUGGCUGCGUUGUUUAGGUUCCACCAAGCUCUGCCCAAUCUGCAAGCGCAUUACCAGUGCCACCGAGUUGCGCCGUGUCUACUUAUGAUUUUCACUUAUGGAUCAUUACUUUGCUUUGUUCGAUGCUCUGUGUAAAAUAUGUAUAUUAGUUUCUGGCAAGUUGUGGAAUUACGAUG